Cylas formicarius (sweet potato weevil) is the source of this 1118-nucleotide messenger RNA. Its product is annotated as succinate dehydrogenase [ubiquinone] iron-sulfur subunit-like. Bases 38 to 1036 code for a protein of 332 amino acids. NCBI's taxonomy places the organism in Eukaryota, Metazoa, Arthropoda, Insecta, Coleoptera, Brentidae. The record is from RefSeq and is a predicted model, not a curated record. Gene Ontology annotation, biological process: respiratory electron transport chain; tricarboxylic acid cycle; aerobic respiration. Gene Ontology annotation, molecular function: 2 iron, 2 sulfur cluster binding; electron transfer activity. The transcript is spliced from 6 exons. Gene Ontology annotation, cellular component: mitochondrial membrane.
AAAGAAACGUCAGAAAUUUUAAAGUUUGAAAUGAAACAUGAAUUGUCUUUCGAGAAUAACUUGGCCGUCGCAUCAUAUAAAGAUAAAGAUCACUGUGUUAAAAUGUUACAUCGCAGUUCAAAAUUUCUCAAAAUCGGCACAGCUUCACGCACAAAAUGUGGAGAAAAUCGAAAAAAAAGACAAGCCGCCGGAACCGACAAUAAUCAAGUCGAAUUUUAAAAGAUUCAAAAUAUACAGAUUCGAUCCCGAGAGUAGACAGUUUAAAAAGCCUCGCAUGCAAGAAUACACGAUAGAUUUAAAUGAGUGUGGCCCUAUGGUUUUAGAUGCCCUGGAGUACAUAAAAAAGGAGCAGGAUAGUACUUUAACAUUCCGAAGGUCCUGCAGGGAAGGUAUAUGCGGAUCCUGUGGAAUGAACAUAAAUGGUGUUAAUAAGUUGGCGUGUUUAGAGAGAAUGCGAUCUAAAGGCAGUAUAAAAAUUUACCCCUUGCCUCACAUGUAUGUCGUUAAGGACUUGGUCGUCGAUUUUAAUAAAUUUUUGGAUCAGUAUAACAGAAUUAAACCAUAUUUAAUAAAAAAAACUGAGGGCUAUAAAGAAGGAGACGAGACGUUUUUACAAAGCAUCAAAGAUCGAACCAAACUAGACGGCCAUGUAGAAUGCAUCUUGUGUGCUUGUUGUUCGACGUCUUGUCCUGAAUACUGGUGGCAUGGCCACUCAAAGCAGCCCAACGAUUUCUUGGGACCCGCGACACUUUUAAAUGUGUAUCGUUGGAUCCUCGACUCCAGAGAUGAAGGAACAGCGGAAAGGCUCAAUCAGCUGAAGAACUAUUAUUCUGUGUACCGAUGCCACCAAAUCAAUAAUUGCACAAAUUGUUGUCCCAAAAGAUUGAAUCCCGGGAAAGCCAUCGCUAACUUACGGCUGAUUUUGGCCGGACUUAAACGGAAAUCAAAGUCGGAAAUGCGCGGAAGCGUGAAGUCCGAUCACGAAAAGGCGACUAAAAGUGAUGGAAAAUUGUCCCCGUCCAAAUCGAAAUCAUAAUAAAAUGAAUUUAUUUAUUUCAACAAUUAUAGAUUUUACAUUCAACCCGCCAAAUUAGUUUUGUCUUCUAUGGCUUUGACCG